GAUGGGCUCACGCUCUGCGGACCUCCGUGCCGAGGGUUUUGAGGUGAUCUUCGCAUACGAAGAGGCUAUUGGCUUUUGCAUCGGCGACAUUGUCAAAGACAAGGAUGGCAUCGCAGCUGCAUCGGUCUUCGUGGACAUGGCCAAAGAGCUCCAGGAGGAGGGCCUGAGCUGCGAGCAGCACUUGCAACGCCUCUACAAGGAAUACGGCAACUUUCUGUCCAUGAACAGCUACGUUAAGUCGCCGGACCCCGCACUGACGAGGCGGAUCUUCGCCGCGCAGCGGCCCGAGGGCAAAUACUGUCAGAAGGUGGCGGAUUUCGCUAUCUCAGACAUCCGCGCCUUCUUUGACGACGCGUGUGACCGUUGA
Molecule: messenger RNA, 367 nt
Organism: Symbiodinium pilosum
Lineage: Eukaryota; Dinophyceae; Suessiales; Symbiodiniaceae
Source: the annotation of a GenBank genome assembly